GGAUUUCCAACACAAUUAUAUGCACAUCUACCAGUAAUACUAUUGAAGGAAAUAUUGUUGACAUUAUUACUUUACCGGACUAAAAAAGGAUAACUAGAACGAAGAUAAAAAUCAGUAGAUCCGUUUUUCGUGUGUUUGUGAAGAUUUACGUGGACUUCAUACUUUUACGCGAAUUACGUUUACACGAAUAAAUUCACUACACACUAAUUUCUAGGGAAAGGAAUAUAAAUUGAAUAAACUCACACAGUUUAUCCUUCAAUCACCUAUAUCUUAUACUCCAUGCAGUUCAUUGAUGAAUAUGGCAAAAACCAUUUCAAUGGAUACAAAUUUAAAGAAUGGCUUACAAAGAACAAUGAUAUUUGUAUUUACAUCGCAGCAGUAUAUCUCGCCUUCGUCUUCAUAGGUCCUUCUCUGAUCGAGAAGCUCAUGACACUCACGCCCGGUCGAGUUAAAAUUAUUAAAAAGCUCUGGAUGUUGUGGAAUCUACUCCUCAGUGUCUUUUCAUUGUACGGCGCGCUGCGCGUAACACCGGCGUUGAUCAGCGACCUAAGGCAUUACGGACUACAUGGCACCCUGUGCACGUUUCACCCAGAGCACUUCUAUACUACGGAAGUAGGUUUUGCAAUGGGAAUAUUUGCCAUCUCGAAGGUUCCCGAGUUCAUGGACACCUUCUUCCUGAUCCUGACGGGAAAGCGCCGGUUGCCGUUCCUGUCAUGGUUCCAUCACGUCACUACCUAUUUAUUUGUUUGGUUUGCCUAUCAAGAAGGGUCUAGUAUCUUUGUCGUGGCCGCCUCCAUGAACUACGUCGUGCACACCAUCAUGUACUUCUACUUCGCCCUCGCGGAGGCCGGGUACAAGAGUCUCGUGAAGCCCUUCGCCAUGUACAUCACCCUUCUGCAGAUCCUCCAGAUGGUGUUGGGUUUGUGCACUUCUCUAUAUGCGUUAUAUCAGAAGUACCUCGGUGAUUUUAAGCCAGAGGCGUGCCCGGGUGUGUCUUUGGCCAACAACCGUGUUCAGAUCAUAAUCUAUAUUUGUAAUUUCUACCUCUUCACAGAGAUGUUCGUAAAAACUUAUAUUUUUGUACCUAAGCGUCCUACGUGUGCAUCUAUAGUCAUGGGUCGGGAAAAGGGGCUAAAAGCAGAAUAAAUCCAAUACAAAUAUGUACUUAAUAUUUUCACAUGCAUUAGGAAUUAUGAGGAUUUAAGAAACUAAUAGUAAUGGCGUGGCAGAUAUAUAGUAUCCUACGCAAAUAAAUGAUCGUCCCAAUCUUGAACUCAGGUAGGGGGAAGGGUUAAAAAAAAAAACGACAAUAAGAUCAGAAUCAAUUUGUGGAAAAAGUUCCUCCUGUAGUUUCUUCAUAGCACAACUUACUGGAAGAUAUAUUUUUUAGUUUUUGGUCUCCCCUAGAUAGGUUACUUGAGUAUUAUAUUUUUUGAUUAUUGUUCCCCUUGUGUUUUUGUCGGGUAAGGAUUGAUUCAUCAUUUUCAAGCAGACAAUGUAAGAAAUCAAAUGGAAGUAAAUUUUAAAAUAUUUGCACAACAUCUUGCUUAUCCUAUAUAUUGGGGUGCCAUUAGUCGUCUGUGUUAUGAUCGAAGCGCCUUAAAUGCGGCAUAGAGUCCAACCUCACACACUCUAACAUACGCUGUAGAUGGUCGCUCAGGACACUGCUUAACUCCCCUUUUCCACUCCAUCAAAGUGGGUUCUCAUGCAGCCUGGGCAUGAGGGACAUUUGGGAAGCUUUGCUCCUCACCAUUGAACGCAUAUCAAAAUUAAAUACACAUGACCAGAAGUGAGUUUCGUCCACGUUGGUGCUUUCCCCCCACUCACACACACAACUCACUAAAGUAUUAUUCCAAGACAAAUUGGAAUCCUGAGCAAAGAAUACGUUGAGAAUUUCGAACAAAGUCCUUAAAUUCACAAAGUAAUGUCACUUCUUUCACCCAGGUUCGACAGACAAUGCAAGUUUGCUUCUAAAAGCCGGUUUCAUUGCGUCACAAAAUGAAAAAAAUGUCGCUAGUAAUGGAACUGUUGAUGAAAAUAACUUCACUAAUCGUGAGUUUCUAUCAGAGAAUCAUAGCAUGCGCUUCGCUCGAUCUAAAGUGUAGACUGAAAGAAGGGAUUCAUGUCAAUGUCGUCAAGGUUACGCGGAAUUUAGGUAAAGAGCAGAUUUUUUUGAGACAGACAGGGAAUGUAAGACAACAGUACAACCACAAGAUGCACAUAAUUCUAGCAUGAACACAUUGAUAUCAAUUGACAUAUCAAACCCAGUAAAAGAUUGCCUCAGGGCAGGACCAGUAGGGAUUUUCUUCACGUCAAUUCCGUGUAGGCAUUUUCUUUUAUUGCAAAAGUGGGUCGCAAAUCUGGACCGCUAGUUUUAUUCUUCUAAUGGAUAAAUAUUUCUCAUCUCCUCAAAAACACGAAAUGUGAAGGAAAAAAGUGUGAUAUUAUGUUCUACAUCUGGAGGAUGACCAUGCAUUGGGAAAUGAGUCUAACCGUGUAAACUUCGUUCUGCUCUAAAUAUACAGGCUGUUUAUCAUGCUCAAUGUGAUGGUUGCUAUGCAAGGAACCUAACGACAACGACUAGAAUGAAAAAUAUGUUAGUAGUAUAUAUAGUCUAUUAAAAGUGAAAUGAUCCCAAGUAUGGAUAAUUUACCA
This is a messenger RNA of Phytomonas sp. EM1, 2655 nucleotides long. Lineage: Eukaryota; Euglenozoa; Kinetoplastea; Trypanosomatida; Trypanosomatidae. The record is from the annotation of a GenBank genome assembly.